Molecule: messenger RNA, 1203 nt
Organism: Pollicipes pollicipes
Lineage: Eukaryota; Metazoa; Arthropoda; Thecostraca; Pollicipedomorpha; Pollicipedidae
Product: zinc finger protein 316
Exons: 2
Coding region: 1-1203 (400 amino acids)
Biological process (GO): regulation of transcription by RNA polymerase II
Molecular function (GO): DNA-binding transcription factor activity; RNA polymerase II cis-regulatory region sequence-specific DNA binding
Source: RefSeq, a predicted model, not a curated record
AUGGAGCUCGCGGGGACGUCGGGUGCUGGCGUGGUGCGGCUGGAGAGUGUGCGUUACCUGCUGUUGGGAGCGGGUGUCGAAGCGACGCUGGGCGGCUGCGGUAUGAGUGUGGACCCAGCGUGGUCGGCCGACGGGGGGGAGGGGGCCAGUGCUGUUGGAGGCGUGACAUGGCGCUGCUUUACCUGCGACAAGACGUUCGCCACCGUGCGGCGGUUCGAAGCGCACUUGAAUCUCCACCGCAUUCGGUGCCGCCGCCGCUGCCACGUCUGUCAGAAGGAGCUGUGUGGCACGACGCAGGACUUCCGGCGCCACCUCAAGACGCACGCGGCCACCGAGGCGUUCGCCUGCGACCUGUGCGGCAAAACGUUCAAGCUUGCCCGCUACCUGAGUAGCCACAACGCCACCGUGCACUCGGCGGCGUAUCCGUUCAGCUGUUCGGUGUGCGCUCGCAGUUUUAAACGUAAGGGGCAGCUGCGUGCGCACAGCAUGAUCCAUACGGGGGAGAGGCCGUACGUGUGUCAGAUACCUGAGUGUGGCAAGGCUUUCGUGCGCAAGAGCUCACUGGAGGCGCACAGCCUGAUCCACACGGGCCAGAAGCCGUUCGCAUGCGACUGGGCCGGAUGCGCGUUCCGCGCCCGAGACAGUUCAAGCGUCCGGAACCACAAGAGCAUGGUGCAUAACAAGCGACAGCACGCGUGCGGCAUGUGCGGCAAGGCGUUCCGGUGUCGCCAGGCGCUGACACGGCACCUGGUCAGCCACAGCGACGAUCGACCCUUCGGCUGCCGGUGCGGCAAGGCGUUCAAGUUGCUCGGCGCUCUGCAGCGGCACAUGCGCUUGCACCGAGAGCGACCGGGCAGCCCCAGCGCGCAGCACCGACCGGGCAGCCCCAGCGCACAGCAGCGGCCUGACGGCCCCAGCGCACAGCAGCCGCCGGCGCCAAUGCAGCUCGAACGGCGUCGGGCCGCUACCCAGCGCGUGCAUGCAGGGGAUGUCACUGACGUACCAUCGUCGCCCAGAACGGGUGUCACCGACAGCCCACCGCAGUCUGUGGCAGGCGAUACCGAUGGACCAGCUCUGCGCCUGACAUUUGACACCGAUGGACCAGCGCUGCGCGUCACGACUGACACCGACGGACCAGCGCUGCUCGUGAAGUGUGACACCGACGACACGCCGCCGCUCAUGGUCGAUGAGACCGUCUGGUGA